This is a messenger RNA of Drosophila novamexicana, 1629 nucleotides long. RefSeq lists its product as uncharacterized. Gene Ontology annotation, molecular function: protein binding. Bases 1 to 1629 code for a protein of 542 amino acids. NCBI's taxonomy places the organism in Eukaryota, Metazoa, Arthropoda, Insecta, Diptera, Drosophilidae. The transcript has 3 exons. The record is from RefSeq and is a predicted model, not a curated record.
AUGUCAGCCAUUGUCAAUGUGAUAGUUCUCCUGGGCUGCUUGCAGCUAAUUCGAGUGGAAAGCAAACAGCACGAUGUGACACUCGAGCUCAACGCCGCGUCCCGCAGCGCGCGUCUAAUGCAGUUCCUAAGGGAGCCCCAGCCAAAAUUCAAUCCCCAUCGACGAGCAGGUCCUGUGCAAAUAACACGUGUGCGGACAGGUGCCGACAGCCUGCACCCGCCCCCAGCCUGGCGGCCCCCGCUGCCGCCUCCGGUGCUGGCGGGACAGCAGCUGAUGCGUCGCGAGUUCAAUGGCAAUUGGCCCUAUAAUGGAGGCAAUUCGGCCACAAGAUUUGCCCACUCCAAGGAUGCGGCUCCCGUGCUGGAUGUGGGCAAGAGCCAGUUUUAUCGGCCCAAGGAAGCAGCUCAGUACAACUACCAGGCCAAUCAGUACACGCAGAAUUUCAAGGCCUCGCCGCAUUACAACGAGCAGACCAAGUUUCCGGGCUAUGCGCCGAUUCAGCAAUAUGCAAUACCCGUUGAGUCCACCAAAUAUUUGGCCAACUAUGGAGAUUCAGCGGGCAAACCAGCUGCCAAUCAAUUGGGUCAAGCGCCAGCUGCAAAUAGCUAUGCUGUCUACGAGGAUGCCGAUUCAGCUGCCAAGAAUGCGGCUCAAUUUGGUGGCAGCUAUCAGCAGAGUGCAGCAAUAGCUCCGCAAAAGCUGUCCAAAGAAGCCGAGAGCUAUUUGCAUUUUAUGAGCACCAACGAUUAUUUCCUGCCCAAACGUGAGCCCAACUACAAGCAGCAGGACGCCGAUCGCGACCAAAUAAGCUAUCAGCAACAGAAGCUGCUGCAGCAGCAACAGCAGCAGCAGCAACAUCUGCAACAACAGCAGCAGCAGCAACAUCUGCAACAACAGCAGCAACAUCUACAACAGCAGCAGCAGCAGCAGCAGCAACAGCUCCUGGAUAGCAGUGUGUCCUCCAGUUUUAACAAGCCUUUGCGAGUGUCGGAUCUGUUUUAUCAGCAGGAUCCGGCUCCUGCCAACUCGGCUGUGGUGCGCGGCAGUUAUCAGGCCGGGCAGAAUGCCUUUGUUGUCAAGUCGGAUGGCAACAAGUCGGUGAAGCAUAUUGUGUCCACUUCGUUGACACCUCGAACAACUCAGGUGCCACCAGCAUCGACCUACUCUCACGUUUGGCACAGUGCCCACAAGACCGAAACGCCGGAGCCCCUGCGCUUCGAGUUUACGGAACGGGAUGCCAUCCGAGGAUCGGCCAGCUAUACCAAUGCGCCGCAAGGACAUAAGCUCUACUAUGAAACACACACAUCCUCGCCUCACGUACCCACGGUCAGCGUGACGCCCAGCAUCUCCGAGGGUCUAAAGUCGGUUAAGGAAGUUGUCGGCGAGUCUAAGGAAAGCCAUGAAUAUCGUCCCCAAGAGCAAGAGCCUGUACCAAUACAACCAGUCGAGUCUCCUCCAAAGGACAACGAAGCUUAUUGUGAAAAAAUUUGCGCAAAUGUCUAUGAUGAAAACGAUGAAAUUGUGUGUGGAUCUGAUGGAUAUAUGUACACGGGAGAAUCACAGCUAGAAUGUUAUUCAUCCUGCCUUAACAUUGAGGUGUCGAUAAAGAGUAAAGGAUCAUGUGCUUAA